Bipolaris oryzae ATCC 44560 is the source of this 306-nucleotide messenger RNA. RefSeq lists its product as uncharacterized. Lineage: Eukaryota; Fungi; Ascomycota; Dothideomycetes; Pleosporales; Pleosporaceae. The transcript has a single exon. The record is from RefSeq and is a predicted model, not a curated record. Bases 1 to 306 code for a protein of 101 amino acids.
AUGCAAUUGAAGAAACUGUUCCAUCGGCCUGCAAAAGGGCCGCCCGGUGCCGUGGCACUUGCCUUGUGCGUAGGCCCGGCAAAAGAUCGCAUUUGGUCAAAGAGGCGCCCGGAAGCAAGUAGCGUGGCGCAUAAAUCAAAUGUGGGGCUUGGCGUCACUCACAUUGAUGAUGUUCUAUUGCAACGCGCGAAUGAGCCUCAUCUGGUGGAAAUUGUAAGGGUUGGCGUGAACCAAGGGCAGCAUGGCAAAUCUACAUGUUUGCACCUAAUGACCUCGUGGGAGUGGAGAACCACUAGGCAGAGUUGA